AUGUAUUUUGAUUUGUGGAUAAUCUCUGGAGUUUGUGUGACAAUAUCAGUGGCCCAGGAUCGUACUGUGAUUAUGGAUGAUGACCCUAAGGUGUCCUCGUGUGACCCGGAUGUGCCCUCCAGGCUGAUCCCUAUUAACGCAGACGACGAAGAGUUUCAAAGAUCAGGCCUGGUCUGUAAAGAGGGUGAGUACCUGGACUGGUACAAGUGUUCGCCGUGUGAGCAGGGAACGUUCAGGACAAAGCUGAUGGCCAGUUCGGACAGACUGUCUAUGUGUCUUAAAUGUCAGGAACCUGGCAUGUAUGAGAUAGUGAAAGAACCGUGUACAAGGACCAGGGACGCUAAGAUCACGUGUGAGGACGGAUUUUACCGAUACAAAGUUCAAGGACAACCCUGUGAGUCGUCCUGCAUCCGGUGUGAUAUCUGUGGCGUCAAGAAAAACAUGUUUAAACCUUUUGAAGCCAGGGAGUGUGGAGGCUAUCAGAACACAGUGUGCUGCAAAAAAGACUCUAUGAUUGUGGUGCAAGGCCAAUGUCUCGAACCAAUGUCAACAACUUAUAAAGCUAUAGCUCUGAAGAUUGAAAAGGCCACCCCGAAAAAUGAGCUUCUGUCUCAUGUGAACGACGAGUCUAUGAAUGGAAAUGAUUUCGAACGGAAUGUUGGGUGUAAAUGUGAUCUCUUUCUUGAGAUCAAAUACAUCGUGUUAUUUCCCCUUUUUAUAAAACGUGUAUUUUAUUUUUAAAUAAAUUAUCCAAGACCAAAAAUAAAACUAUAACGCCUCGCCUAAUAUUUUGAACCUGUACU
Molecule: messenger RNA, 803 nt
Organism: Biomphalaria glabrata
Lineage: Eukaryota; Metazoa; Mollusca; Gastropoda; Planorbidae
Exons: 2
Coding region: 1-741 (246 amino acids)
Molecular function (GO): protein binding
Source: RefSeq, a predicted model, not a curated record